AUGAAGGACUGGGGCUACGCUCAUUUCAAUGGAGGUCCAACUCUCAUCAAUUUGUUCACUAGUAUGGUGCUGAAAGUAGCGAAUGCGAAUCAUCCGAAAUUACGCAACUUCGAGUGUUUGAAUGAACGAAGAAGUGAUAACUGCAAAUCAGAAAAGCUGAGAGAGUUAGUGUUGGAGAGUGUCGGCGUAUAUCCACAUCAGUACAGUUAUCAAGCUAACAAGCCGAAGAACGAUUUGGGAACUUGGUGGAGUGUAGUGAUCGUCGGUGACCGAGGAGGUUAUGGAAUGAGUGCUGUCUACGACAAAUUCAGAAACACAAGAGUGAUGAUCAGAUGGAGGGCGUGCCACCGAAUGAUCUGGCAGCUUAUUCCACUUUUGCUAGUUCUCUGCUCUUCAGUCAUCAUCUCAGCGAGAGGGAAACGUGAUAACUGCAAAUCAGAAAAGCUGAGAGAGUUAGUGUUGGAGAGUGUCGGCGUAUAUCCACAUCAGUACAGUUAUCAAGCUAAGUACUUGAAACAGCAAGCCGAAGAACGAUUUGGGAAUUGGUGGAGUGUAGUGAUCGUCGGUGAUCGAGGAGGUUAUGGAAUGAGUGCUGUCUACGACAAAUUCAGAAACACAAGGUUAGCCCAGUAUCACGGUUGUGUAUCUUCAUGGAGAUGG
Messenger RNA from Ostertagia ostertagi, 660 nucleotides. The record is from the annotation of a GenBank genome assembly. Lineage: Eukaryota; Metazoa; Nematoda; Chromadorea; Rhabditida; Trichostrongylidae.